This is a messenger RNA of Tripterygium wilfordii, 1574 nucleotides long. RefSeq names its product carbonyl reductase [NADPH] 1. The record is from RefSeq and is a predicted model, not a curated record. The coding region runs from base 141 to 1091 and encodes 316 amino acids. Gene Ontology annotation, molecular function: oxidoreductase activity, acting on the CH-OH group of donors, NAD or NADP as acceptor. The transcript is spliced from 4 exons. NCBI's taxonomy places the organism in Eukaryota, Viridiplantae, Streptophyta, Magnoliopsida, Celastrales, Celastraceae. Gene Ontology annotation, cellular component: membrane.
GGCAACUCCUAAACGACCGCGAAUUCGCUGCAACUAUCUAACGAAAACAUCGAAAUCUCAUUCCUUUCCGUCUCUCCUUUCUCUUUGUGGAAAGAAAAGCAAGACGAAAUCAAUCAGAUAUCGAAGGAUACAGAGCAUAAAUGGGAAGUACAGAGCGUAAAGAGCGAGCUAAGCAAAGGAGAGAAAGCAGACUACAGGAGAUUUCCCUUCUCAGAACCAUUCCUUAUUCAGAUCAUCAAAGGUGGUGGUCAUCAGAAACUAUAGCUGUGGUGACUGGUUCUAACAGAGGAAUUGGAUUUGAGAUUGCAAGACAACUUGCUGCACAUGGAUUGACAGUUGUAAUCACAUCAAGAGAAAGCAGCGCUGGUGUUGAAGCUGCUAAGGUCUUACAAGAAGGUGGUCUGAAUGUGGUCUGCCAUCAACUUGACAUAUUAGAUCCUUCAUCAAUUGAACAGUUUUGUGAAUGGUUGCAACAAAAUUAUGGUGGUUUAGAUAUUUUGGUCAAUAAUGCAGGUGUCAAUUACAAUCUUGGAUCUGACAAUUCUGUCGAAUUUGCCCAGAAAGUUGUUGCAACCAACUACUAUGGCACCAAAAAUGUGACCAAAGCUAUGAUCCCACUGAUGAGACCUUCUGCUGCUGGCAGUCGUAUUGUUAGUGUGAGCUCAAGGCUGGGAAGAUUACAUGGAAGAAGAAAUAGACUUGAAGACAAGACUUUGAGAGAACAACUAGGCGACUUGGACACACUCUCAGAGGAACUCAUUGAUAGAACUGUAUCUACAUUCUUACAGCAAGUAGAAGAGGGCAGUUGGACAUCAGGAGGGUGGCCUCAGGUGUUCACCGACUACUCGUUAUCAAAGCUUGCAGUUAAUGCUUUCACCCGACUAAUGGCUAAGACUCUCUCUGAUCGUCCUGAAGAUCAGAAGAUUUACAUAAACUGCUAUUGCCCAGGUUGGGUGAAGACUGCCAUGACGGGUUGGUCUGGCAAUAUUUCGGCCGAGGAUGGUGCUGACACUGGAGUGUGGCUUUCCCUGCUUCCAGACCUGGCAGUUUCAGGGAAAUUUUUUGCAGAGCGACGCGAGGUAGGCUUUUGACACGGCUAGGAGGGGUUUGAGAUCAAUGCUGAUUCUCUUUGUCCUGGUACUGAUCCACCACUGCUCAAGCAAAGUAGAAGCUGGCAUCCCAUAUUCCCAUUCCCUGCCUUAUCUUAAGAAAGAUAUUUCCUGAUGGAUUUUACUGACUAAUGAGCUCACCAAGGGUCACUGCUGGGGUGGGAAAUAAGCGGAAGAGCCUCGUUUGUUGUUCUCCAGAAGGGUGUGUCGUCUGGUAAAUGGGCCAUAAAAAGAGUUGAAGUUUAUAUAAUAGAGAAUAUGUUCAUUUCUUUAAACAAGCACCUGCAUCGCUGGGGUUUUGAGGCUGGAUCGGAUAGACACGGUGGGUUGUUUUUCAUGGCUCUCACUCUUUAUGUAAAACAGCAGUGAACUUAGAGUUGUCUGUUUAUAAUUUUCAAGACUUGGUGUAGCUGCUAGUCACCUUUUGUUCUUCUUUUUGGUUGGAAGUUAUAACUUAAUAGGCUA